AUUAAAUCUCGGAGCGGAAUCAUGUUCCCGGUCCGGACUUUAUUAAUUUUUCUAUCCGUCCUUAUUUUACUUGGCGCGGCUGAACAAGCUGAGUUCGAUCAAAGUAUUGAAAAUGAAAUCGAUUUUGCAGAUGAACAGCCGAAAUGCGGUGAAGGCAGUUUAAUACCUCUGGAACUGGACUUUAACAUUACUGAUGGUCAAGCAGCCCCUGGUGAAUUUCCGUGGACAGUAGCUGUGCUUCAUCAAAAGGGAUUCCUUAGUGGUGGAUCUUUAAUUGCCCCAGAUGUUGUGCUCACGACCGCUCAUUGGAUAUAUAAUAAGUUGGCGAAAGAUCUUUCCGUCAGCGCGGGUGAAUGGGAUUAUGGAAAUGCUUUAGAAAACUAUCCAUUUGAAGAGCAAAAUGUGGGGAAAAUCGUAAUACACCCGUUAUUUGAUUUGAAAAGAGGAGCCAAUAACUUGGCACUUCUCUUUCUGGAGAACGAGUUCCAAAUAACGCAACGGACUAAUACAAUCUGCCUGCCCACAGAAAAAAGAUCCCUCACCUCCACUCGCUGUAUGGUGGCUGGUUGGGGUAAAAAAGAAUUCAAGGAUAAGCAUAACACAAGCAUCCUCAAGAAAAUCGAUUUACCCAUAGUGCCCAGGGACAUCUGCCAGGAUCAAUUGCGACAAACCAGGUUGGGCAAAGCCUUCAACCUACCUUCGGGGCUCAUUUGUGCCGGUGGCGAGGAGGGCAAGGAUGCCUGCACCGGCGAUGGUGGAGGAGCACUUUUCUGCCCAAUGGCCGAGGAUCCAACAAGAUUCGAGCAAAUUGGCAUUGUCAACUGGGGCGUGGGCUGUAAUCAGAAAAACGUUCCCGCCACUUACACAGACGUUUUUGAAUUCAAGUCUUGGAUUCUUAACCAGUUGCUAAGUCCUAUGACUAUUUCUGACAGUAAUUAAUUUAAUUCUUGUAAAUAUGUUUAUCGAAUCAAAUAAAUAAUGAUCUGCUCAAUGUUUAUAA
Drosophila suzukii is the source of this 1000-nucleotide messenger RNA. RefSeq names its product phenoloxidase-activating factor 2. Gene Ontology annotation, biological process: proteolysis. Gene Ontology annotation, molecular function: serine-type endopeptidase activity. NCBI's taxonomy places the organism in Eukaryota, Metazoa, Arthropoda, Insecta, Diptera, Drosophilidae. The record is from RefSeq and is a predicted model, not a curated record.